Molecule: messenger RNA, 645 nt
Organism: Fusarium fujikuroi IMI 58289
Lineage: Eukaryota; Fungi; Ascomycota; Sordariomycetes; Hypocreales; Nectriaceae
Exons: 1
Coding region: 1-645 (214 amino acids)
Source: RefSeq, a predicted model, not a curated record
AUGAAAUUCACCUUAUUCUCCGGCGUGCCUAGUCAAUCCCCUCUUCCAGAGAACCCACUAUCCAAAGACUUUGAACUCAUCGCUCUUCCCGGUCCCGACAUUUGGAGAACUCCCUUUUGCGCUGGAGGCCGCGAUGACUUCAACGGCCCCAUCUACGCAACUCCCAUCCCUCUAUCCUCAUUUAAAAGCGCCAAAGUUACCAUAUCCUCAGACUUUCCGGGGAAUUACUUCCAAGGCGGUCUCAUACUGUUCAUGCCCGAAACCGUCCCAAUCACUCAAACCGAUUCUCAACUACGCCUCGAGGAAUCACCAAGAACAUGGAUCAAGGCUGGAAUCGAAAAAGUCGACGGUGAAUUCUUUGCUUCCGUCGCUGCUGCGAAACCGUACUCGGACUGGAGUUUGGUCAGGUUGGGGGAGAGCUGUGCUACCUUUGAGAUGGAGAAAGCGAAUGGUUCACUUUGGAUAUAUGUCACAGGUCAGGAUGGGCGGAGAACACCAGUCAGGAAGUUGACUUGGGUGGUUGAUGUUGCUCCUGAAAAUGAUAUCUGGAUUGGUGUCGCAGCUUGUAUGCCUAAGGGUGAUGAGAGUCAGAGCGGCGGAAUGUUGAAAGUGCAUUUUCGGGACUUUUCUAUCACAACAGAGUAG